Molecule: messenger RNA, 615 nt
Organism: Monoraphidium neglectum
Lineage: Eukaryota; Viridiplantae; Chlorophyta; Chlorophyceae; Sphaeropleales; Selenastraceae
Exons: 4
Coding region: 1-615 (204 amino acids)
Source: RefSeq, a predicted model, not a curated record
AUGGGCGCGCUGCCGCGGGCGGCACCCCCUACGCACAGCUACCUGCGGCUGCAGCCGCCCAGCGCCGUAGCGGCCGCAGCGGCGGCGGCCGCGGCUCCCGCCCUGGUCGCCGGCACCGCUGCGGCGCAGGCGUACGCCCUGCCGGCUCUGAUCAAGGCCGCCGGCGUAUUCGUGCUCUGCUGCGCCGGCGCCGCACUGCUGCUCGCCGCCAUCCCGGUGCUGCUGGCCGCGGCGCGCGCCGCGCACCGCGCCGAAGCCCUGCUGCGGACGAUCGAGGCGGAGAUUCCAGACACCAUGGCGUCCAUGCGGCUGUCAGGCAUGGAGCUGUCGGACUGCCUGACAGAGCUGGGGGCGCUGGGCAGCGACCUGAUCGGUGGCGUGCGCGCGUCCGCGCGCAUGCUGAGCGCAGCCGAGCAGGGCGUGAGGGCUGCGCCGGCCGCGGUCGCGCGCGUGGUCACGCCCGCCAUCGCCUCUACUGAGUCACGGGCGCGAGCUCGGCGCCGCGCUGCGAGGCGCGACCGCCGCCGCCGCCCGCACGCGCCGCGGGCUGGCGGCCGUCGACUUUGCGGCGGCGGCGCUCAGGGCGGGCGCGGCGGUGCGGGGGUUGCUGGAUGA